CGUACUUUGCUUCUCUCUUCUUCCCUUUCCCUCUCCAUCCCUCCCUCCCAGUUCUCUGCUCUCCUCACUGUCCCCUCUCGUCCAUUUUACACCACCCUACGUUCAUACAAAAGCAUGGUCAAAGUCGUAGUAUGCGGUGCUGCUGGCGGCAUCGGUCAACCCCUGUCGCUGCUCUUGAAGCAGUCAGAUCUCAUUUCACAUCUGGCCCUGUACGAUAUCGUCAAUGCCGCCGGUGUGGCCGCAGAUCUCUCCCACAUCAACACCGCCUCCAGAGUCACCGGACACGUCGGUAAGGAAGCUCUGGCCGAGGCCCUCCAAGGCGCCCAUACCGUCGUCAUCCCUGCAGGUGUACCCCGUCGUCCUGGCAUGACCCGCGAUGAUCUCUUCAAGGUCAAUGCUAGCAUCGUACGUGAUCUUGCUCAGGCAUGUGCGGAUCACUGCCCCAGGGCAUUUAUCCUCGUUAUCUCGAAUCCUGUCAAUUCCACUGUGCCAAUUGUCUGUGAAGUGCUCAAGAAGGCCAAAGUGUUUGACCCUCGAAGAGUGUUUGGUGUGACAACACUAGACGUCGUCCGGUCUUCACGUUUCGUCCAUGAGAUCAAGCCCCAGUUCGAGCCCCGCUCUAACCGAAUCACAGUCGUCGGCGGACACAGCGGUGCGACCAUUGUCCCCCUGCUUUCACAGUUCCAACAACGACUCUCGUUCACGCCCGAGGAGAUUAAGACACUGACACACCGCAUCCAGUACGGAGGUGAUGAGGUCGUCAAGGCUAAGGACGGUGCGGGAUCAGCAACGCUCUCGAUGGCAUAUGCGGGUGCACGGUUCACGAAUGCGUUGCUCGAGGCUUCUGUAAGAGGGAAGCAAGGGCUGGUGGAGUCGACAUUUGUGCAUUUGGGCGGCAAUCCUGGCGGAGAGUGGAAUGCGAGGGCAACGGGACUGGAAUACUUUGCACAGGAUGUGGAGUUGGGAGUCGAGGGAGUGAAGAAUGUGUUGGCGUUGCCGGACCUAUCGGCGGAGGAGCAGGCAUUGGUGAAGACGGCGAUCGGGGAAUUGCAGGGAAAUAUUAAGAAGGGAGUCAGCUUUGUUGCGGAGGCAGCCGGGGCAGCAGGACCUGCCGCCAAGUUGUAAAGACCAUCAUCAUACCAGGUCCGGUUGCGUUGAUCCAGAGAGAUGUAGAACACACGGAUGCCAGACAAAGAUCGGGAUAAAAACAAGGAACAGCAAGGAAGGUGUGUUCAAGCUGUACAUGUACUAUAUAGUUCAUUAAACUUGAGAAUGACUAUGACAGAUGUAGACAUGGACAUGGCCUAGACGUAAAGAAACGUAUUAUAGAAAGGAGGGGAGGGAAGGUUCUUGUACUGGAGGAUGAGACAGAGACCAUAACAUAGGGGGCUACUUGUAUUCAUA
Molecule: messenger RNA, 1404 nt
Organism: Gamsiella multidivaricata
Lineage: Eukaryota; Fungi; Mortierellomycota; Mortierellomycetes; Mortierellales; Mortierellaceae
Product: malate dehydrogenase
Exons: 4
Coding region: 115-1125 (336 amino acids)
Biological process (GO): malate metabolic process; tricarboxylic acid cycle
Cellular component (GO): cytoplasm
Molecular function (GO): L-malate dehydrogenase (NAD+) activity
Source: RefSeq, a predicted model, not a curated record